AUUUCAGUUAUCCCCUUAAACCUCGUUUAGGGUUUCGAUAUAUAUUUUCCGAUAAUGUCUUUCACCGUUGAGUUUCCUUUGUUUCUCCUGUAAGAAUGGUCUACGCAUAACCAAGGCCCGUAAGUGCGAAGUUUGUCGUCUUAGCUGUCCGGAUUAUGAAGGCCACGAAGGAGAUCCACUGCAGCAGAAAGUGUACGCGAUAAUUUAAUUUGCUAGGCGCACACUUUUUCGGAUGAGGUUCGGUGCGGUCGAGUUACUGUUGCUGUAGCGUUUAGCAGCGGGGCUGGGAUGUCGUACAGCCCGUCUAGCUACAUGGAAGGGGUUCCGGUGAAGAUAUCGGAGCGGUUUAAACCACCGCCAAAGAUUGUGCUCCCGCAGGGGGUAGUGAACCGCCUGCAUCAGUACGACGUGGGGCAAGUAUUGCGGGAGAGCUGCUACGAAUGCGAACUCGAAGAUACAGUACUUAAGCGGAUCAACGAGUGGAAAGCGAUCAGGGAACGCGAGCGAUGCGAACGCAGGGCCCGACUGCAGCUACGGGAACAGGAGCAGCUACGAUUCAUCGAAGCUGAGCAGAAGAGAAAGUUGAAUCAAAUUUCGUACCCCAACACGGACGAACUGUCCAGCGCAAGCGACGGGUCGGACGAAGAAGACGAGGAGGACAACGAUGAAUCUGCACCUUCCGGUUCGUCGGACGAGCGUGGCAAUGUGAAACCGUUCGAUCAUAUGAGCCAGUUCGACUCGAUACUGGUACCGACUGUGAUACGGGACGCAGUACCUAGUGCUGCGGACACGCAAAACUACCCCAAUGUCCCUGCUAAUGCUAACUUCAUUCCAAAGACGACACUGGCCGGUACGGACACACCGGCACUAGCGAAUGCCACCCUCGGGAGCAACAACAAUAACAAUAACAAUAAUUAUAACAAAAUCAAUUACUCGGACUUCGAGAACGAUACCUCGAGUCCGUUCGAUAAUAUGGAGCUGCGAACGAUUAACGAUCUGGACAUUUUGGCGCAAGUAUUAAAGCAAAACACGACGCUCGCCAGCCCGUCGAACGAUGUUCCCAAGAAUGUUACCGAAAGUGUGAGGCCGAACGACUCCCAGGAGGCACCGGUGGAAGUGAAAGAGCAGGCAACGUAUCCAUUAGCAACGACGGAUUCCUUUUCUCCUCAACUUGGGCAAUCACAGCAGCAGCAGCAGCAACAGUACCAGCAGCAGCAGCAACAGUACCAGCAGCAGCAGCACCAAGAGCAACAGCAGAAGCAACAACAACAACAGCAACAACAACAACAGCAACAACAACAACAACAACAGCAGCAGCAACAACAACAGCAGCAGCAACAACAACAACAGCAGCAGCAGCAGCAUUUGUCCCCCCAGUCAACAGACAAUUAUAACACAGCAUACAGCACGAAUCAACAGUAUUCAAUGUAUCCUGGCCAGUAUCAGCAAGCUUCUCAAACAACAGUGGCAAAGAGUGGCGUCAGUGAGUAUCUUCCUUCAUCCUACGGUAGUUACCAGCCCUACGGCACUUACGGCACUUCGUAUGAUACAAGGGGCAUGGCUGCAGCCUGCUAUCCUUCCACGAACACAACCGACAACCGUUAUGGUAUGCAUAAUUACACCAGCCCGACGUAUCAUGUGCCUCCCGUGGUGAGUCAGACCUACCAGCAACCGUCGGGAGGUUCCAACUAUUCCUACGGCUAUCACUCGCAUCCAGCGGCCUCGUACGUAACCGCCCCAUCAACAUCGCAUUCGGACGGUUCCGGCACGAAUGCAUCAUCAUAUGGAUAUCAUACCGCAUCCACAGACACCACAUCGUCGGUAGGCUACAACAGUGUGCAAAUGUCCCAUGGAGGCGGCUACCAUGGUUACCAGUCUGCGUCAUCAACUUCGGGUGCUGGCAUGGCCUCGGUGUAUCUUCCGACCUAUCUCACCCAAGUCGAAGGUACGGAUACAGCGUCCGGACUGAAAUCGAAAUCCAAAAGCGUCCCGGACAUUGUGCGUCAGCUGAACGACGAAGUGCAGGAUUCAGUCACCCGGAGGACGCGUAAUAACAGUCAAACCAUUAGCGAUCGUCAAAGUACUACUAGUACUACUUCUUCUAGCAGAAGUGGUGAAGAAAUUGGUAAGCUCUCAUCCAGCAGUGCUGACGAACAACGGCUCGAUUACACGAAGUACAAUCAGCUUGUGCAGGCGGAUCAGCAUCUUGUUAAACAAAUCAGUGCUAUGGGCUUUCCAUUGGAACGUGUAAUAUGGGUUCUGCAGCGGCUCGGCAGCGAUGACAAAAAGAUUAUCGAACACAUAAUUCCUUUGAGUGAACUUCUCGAUCUGGGCUUCGAGGUGGAAAAAAUCUCCGACGCUCUGCUAAAGUUCGGAAAUAACAAACAUAAAGCAUUGGAUUAUUUGAUUUCCUAGGACUACCGUGGCGCAAUUAGCUGGUCUCUUCCUAUUGUCUCCUGGUUUGAUACGAGGAGAAAGGUUGUAUUUAGAACGCGGAAUGGAAAUUCGAAUUCGUAUUAGUGUUGCGAGUCGUAUGGUGUCUUAAAAAAAAAAAAACGUGAUGUGAAAUUGUAAACUGAACGAUUUCCCUGUUGGCCGUAGUAUCAUCAAUCGAAAGGCUAGACGCACACGGCACGUUGACCUUUCGACCGAAAGAGAUUGUGGAAAUCAACGGAAAAAAUUAUUUUUGUCAAACCAACACUUAUUUUGGCCUUUUCUGCUUGAUAAGAACGGAAUUGUGUUUGUCCACGAACUUUAGGCUCCUAGCGAGAUUAUGAAUAUGAUCGAAAAAGAAUCGCAGCAAAACGUGUCUAACAUUCUGUUUUUUGUUUUAGGAAUCAAUAAACUUAGCGAACAAUAAAAUUACUUCAACCUAAUAAUA
Molecule: messenger RNA, 2881 nt
Organism: Anopheles coustani
Lineage: Eukaryota; Metazoa; Arthropoda; Insecta; Diptera; Culicidae
Product: myb-like protein P
Exons: 4
Coding region: 289-2415 (708 amino acids)
Biological process (GO): ubiquitin-dependent protein catabolic process via the multivesicular body sorting pathway
Cellular component (GO): ESCRT I complex
Molecular function (GO): ubiquitin binding
Source: RefSeq, a predicted model, not a curated record